GACUUGAAACUGGAUGUUUAUAAGUCGGCGUAUGAAAGGGAUUUCGUUGUCGGAUUUAAUUUUAUCCCACUUUUAAAGCAUAUCGUGUGUAUGAUCAAUCACCAUGUCUUCAGAUUCGAAGAAGUCCUAUCUAGAUCUCGUGAAAGCUUGUGAUAACUUUCCAUAUGAUGAAAACAUCGACGAACUAUACAAACUCUACCUCCCAGACGAUGGCCGGGUCCAUGGCUACAUGCUCCCCGAAAUCGUGUCCCAGAUGCCCUGGUCCCCCGACUUCACCGUCACCCAAAGUCAUCCCCUAAGCGUCCAACUGCAUCCCACCGACAUCUCCACCACCAAUCUCUCCAGCGCAUGCAACAACGCCUUCGCAACCGUAAUCAACGAAGCAAUCGACAAAAACAUCUUCAGCACUCUCCACGGCGAACACAGCGAACCCUACGCCAUCCCGGGCGCCAAAGAACCCGUACACCUCGAACGCUACGCCGCCUCUCUCUUCGGUAUCGUGUCCCGUGGUGCGCAUCUCACCAUCUUCACGCGGGGCGACUCCGGCGAAAUGAAAAUCUGGGUCGCAAAACGCAGCGCGCAUCUUUUUACUUAUCCCGGAAAAUUCGACACGACGGUUGCGGGGGGCGUGCGUGCAGAUGAAUCGCCCUUUGAAACGAUUGUUCACGAGGCUGAUGAAGAGGCUUCGUUGCCCGCGGAGCUUAUUCGCUCCGGUGUGAAAUCGACCGGUGUGAUUACGUAUAUGAAAAGGAGUGGGGAGGGGUCGGGAGGGGUCAAGGGAUUGGUGACGGCGGAUAUGAUAUUUGUGUAUGACUUGGAGGUUGGGGAGGAGAUGGUUCCGCGACCGAGGGAUGAUGAGGUCGAGGGCUUUUAUCUGUGGAGCGUGGAGAGGGUGAUGGAGGAGCUGGGGAAGGGGACCUUCAAGACGAAUAGCGCGGUGGUGAUGAUUGAUUUCUUUGUGAGGCAUGGCGUUUUGAGUAUGGAGAAUGAGAGGGAUUUUGCGGAGAUUGUUAUGAGGAUGCAUAGGCAUUUGCCGUUUCCGACGGCGGGGGGAAGUUAGGUUUGGGUUGUGGGAGUGGGGGCUGGGAUCUGGAAUUUGGAAUUUGGGAACUUUCUUUGAGGUGGGAUUAGAUACAUGGUUUUGCUAGAUAUAGAUUUUAGGAUGACGAGAUAGAUAGAUCAUUGGUAGAUAUGAGUAUUGCUUUACUCUGUUGACAUGUUCUCACGUGUGAGAUACGUAAGGCUUUGUGAAGAUUUAGACCAUUUACAUGGAUUACAUAGCACGAAAUAUAUCAAC
Botrytis cinerea B05.10 is the source of this 1297-nucleotide messenger RNA. RefSeq lists its product as hypothetical. The record is from RefSeq and is a predicted model, not a curated record. NCBI's taxonomy places the organism in Eukaryota, Fungi, Ascomycota, Leotiomycetes, Helotiales, Sclerotiniaceae. Gene Ontology annotation, molecular function: 8-oxo-dGDP phosphatase activity. The transcript has 2 exons. Bases 104 to 1060 code for a protein of 318 amino acids.